Gigantopelta aegis is the source of this 2930-nucleotide messenger RNA. Its product is annotated as alpha-aminoadipic semialdehyde synthase, mitochondrial-like. The record is from RefSeq and is a predicted model, not a curated record. NCBI's taxonomy places the organism in Eukaryota, Metazoa, Mollusca, Gastropoda, Neomphalida, Peltospiridae. Bases 80 to 1444 code for a protein of 454 amino acids. The transcript is spliced from 13 exons. Gene Ontology annotation, molecular function: saccharopine dehydrogenase activity. Gene Ontology annotation, cellular component: cytoplasm.
CUUCGCUUGGCCCACCCCCGACCGUUUUACAGUGAAAGGUCAGUGUAUUUUUAGAUCAACGCGAGACAGUCGUUUCGAAAUGUCUUCAGAAGCUGAUCGGCAACGGGUUCUGAUUUUUGGAGCAGGACGGGUGUCAGGACCAGUGGUGGAACAUCUGUCAAAUAAUCCCCACAUUGACCUUACUAUAGUGUCCUUUGUGAAGGCAGAGUUAACAAGGGCCCAGAGUAUUUGUCCGAAAGCCUCGCUUGUCCAGCUGGAUAUCACCGUUGACUCCACUCAAAGAGAUGAACUUAUCAAGACUGCUGACAUUGCUGUAGGCUUGGUUCCUUGUCAUUUGACCGAGAUAUUAGCGGAAAUGUGUUUGAAAUACAACACAAAUUUGGUUAUGGCUAGUUAUGUGUCAGACAAAAUUCAAAAACUUCAUGAAAGAGCCAAGUCUGCUGGUUUAACGUUUCUCUGUGAGAUGGGACUUGACCCAGGAAUUGAUCACAUGCUCGCUGUCAGGGCCAUAGACCAGAUCAGAGACAGAGGAGGCAAGGUCACAUCCUAUGAACUUUGGUGUGGAGGUCUUCCUGCCCCGGAAUGUGCCAACAAUCCUCUCCAGUACAAAUUCAGCUGGUAUCCCCGCGGUGCACUAGAAAGUUGUCAGAGAGAAGCUGGAUAUCUCCAUGAGGGUCAGGUCGUAAAGAUUCCAGGUGGUGGAUCCCAAGUUUUAGAAAGAUAUGAGGAUGCCAAGUUCCAGAGUCAGUUCAAGCUGGAGGGAUAUCCAAAUGAGUUCCACUCAUCCUACCUGAAGCUGUACAACAUCGAAUCAGUGGACACGUUCAUACGGGGAACACUCAGAUACAAAGGAUUUUGUUCUGUUGUGAUCGCCAUGAUGAAAUUGGGCCUGUUUAGUGAAGAAAAACACUCACUGUUGCUGGAAACAGGACCAGAUAUUACAUGGAAAUCCUUCAUAGCCAAUGCUGUUGGUCUAGGUAAGGAUGUGACCAAUGAAGAAUUGGAUCAAGCUGUUGUGAAACAGAUAGGUGGAGAUGACAGCACACUGUCUGCUAUAAAGAGCAUGGGAUUUCUAGAUGACAUCCCAAUAGCAAAGACAGGAACACCACUCGACUGUCUGGCAGGAUAUUUAGAGAAGAAACUUGCUUAUGGGCCAGGUGAAAGGGAUCUCGUUGUGAUGCACAUUGAAGUGAGUGCUGAAUAUCCAGACAGCACCAGAGAGCGAACCGACAUCGAUCUAGUUGUGUUUGGAGAAGCAGGUGGACACUCCGCCAUGGCAAAAACUGUUGGAUACACAAUAGGGACAGCAGUACAGCUCAUUCUAGAGGGUAAAAUCACAGAAAAGGGCGUUGUUAUCCCAGUGACACGUGGGAUAUAUAAUCUUGUACUUCCGGCCUUGGAAGAGAAGGGCAUCAGUGUGAAACAGAAUACGGUCAAGCUAUAGCUUGCUACAUCACGGGUUAAUCAGUGUUUUAUAGCUUGCUACAUCACGGGUUAAUCAGUGUUUUAUAGCUUACUACGUCAUGGGUUAAUCAAUGUUUUAUAGCUUGCUACAUCACGGGUUAAUUAGUGUUUAUAGCUUGCUACAUCACGGGUUAAUAAGUGUUUUAUAGCUUGCUACAUCACGGGUUAAUAAGUGUUUUAUAGCUUGCUAUAUUCACGGGUUAAUAAAUGUUUUAUAGCGUGCUAUAUCAUGGGUUAAGAAGUGUUUUAUAGCUUGCUACAUAAUGGGUUAAUCAGUGUUUCAUAGCUUGCUACAUCACGAGUUAAUCAGUGUUUUAUAGCUUACUACGUCAUGGGUUAAUCAAUGUUUUAUAGCUUGCUACAUCACAGGUUAAUCAGUGUUUUAUAGCUUGCUAUGUCAUGGGUUAAUCAGUGUUUUAUAGCUUGCUAUAUUCACGGGUUAAUAAGUGUUUUAUAGCUUGCUAUAUUCACGGGUUAAUAAGUGUUUUAUAGCUUGCUACAUCACGGGUUAAAAAGUGUUUUAUAGCUUGCUACAUCAUUGGUUAAUCAGUGUUUUAUAGCUUGCUACAUCAUGAGUUAAUAAGUGUUUUAUAGCUUGCUACAUCAUGGGUCAAUAAAUGUUUCAUAGCUUGCUACAUCACGGGUUAAUCAAUGUUUUAUAGCUUGCUACAUCACGGGUUAAUCAAUGUUUUAUAGCUUGCUACAUCAUGGGUUAAUAAAUGUUUUAUAGCUUGCUACAUCACGGGUUAAUAAAUGUUUUAUAGCUUGCUACAUCAUGAGUUAAUAAGUGUUUUAUAGCUUGCUACAUCACGGGUUAAUAAAUGUUUUAUAGCUUGCUACAUCACGGGUUAAUCAAUGUUUUAUAGCUUGCUACAUCAUGAGUUAAUAAAUGUUUUAUAGCUUGCUACAUCACGGGUUAAUACAUGUUUUAUAGCUUGCUACAUCAUGAGUUAAUAAGUGUUUUAUAGCUUGCUACAUCACGGGUUAAUAAAUGUUUUAUAGCUUGCUACAUCACGGGUUAAUCAAUGUUUUAUAGCUUGCUACAUCAUGGGUUAAUAAAUGUUUUAUAGCUUGCUACAUCAUGGAUUAAUAAAUGUUUUAUAGCUUGCUACAUCACGGGUUGAUCAGUGUUUUAUAGCUUGCUAUAUCGUGGCUUAAGUGUUUUAUAGCUUGCUACACCAUGGGUUAAUAAGUGUUUUAUAGCUUGCUACAUCAUGGGUUAAUCAGUGUUUUGUGUUUUACUGAACAGUGUACAGUGUACAGUGGUGGAUUCACCACACAGAAUUAUAGUGCUACUCAUCAAGGUAUAAAAGUGAACAUUUUGAUGAAAUGUUUUCAAAAUAUUAUAAACAGAGCCCAUUGUCUUUAGAACUAGAUAUUCUAGUUAGUAAAAUAUUUAACAAAAUCGGUUACUCUUGGGAGUAAGAAAUACUACUGGUGUUUCAGAAUAAACAUAUCAAACAUAA